Molecule: messenger RNA, 2404 nt
Organism: Guyanagaster necrorhizus
Lineage: Eukaryota; Fungi; Basidiomycota; Agaricomycetes; Agaricales; Physalacriaceae
Exons: 3
Coding region: 232-2259 (675 amino acids)
Source: RefSeq, a predicted model, not a curated record
AUGCGAUCUGUUAUCAGAAACGGAACGAGUCCGCCAAAGAAUGUUUCAAGUUCAAGGCCUUCUUGUACCCGUUAACGUUCCAAUUUGCUUUUACGACAUUAUCCGAGCUGUUAACGUGUUUGGCGGGGCGAUCGUGAUGUACGUGAUGCCGAAUCUCCCCUGUCUGCCAUUAUAUUUGGACGCACUGAAGCGAGGCAGCGCUUAGGAGAUUCCUUCCUCUCCCUGUCCACGAUGGCGGCGACCUCCCUGGGCUGUCUUGCACCUCCUUCACGGCGGCACAGUCUGACGCCUCCUUCUAGUCGUCCUCUACGUUCCUCUCCGUUGGCAGGGCCGUCGUUCAACCUUUCACCCGAUGGUAGGCUCGAAUUGUCGCCCUUGGACGCGGUAAAGGCCAAGCCAAAUAGAAUAUCCUCCACCCCAGACUUGCCCUCGCUCACUGUCGCUCCUUUGCAGUUACCCAAGCGAAUAUCGAACCCCCCUGUGAUACCCAUCAGAUCCUCGUUACCCUCGCCUCCUCUGUCGCCUCACAAUGCUUCACAUCGUUCAAAGUCUCGCGAUAGCUUUAUUUCUUUGUCACCUCAUGCCCAAGUCCUGCACUUUCCCAGGGUUUAUACAUCCCAAUCAACUCCAUCCUCGCCGUCUACAUCAUAUACAUCCCUUCCGGACCAGUCGUGGCUUACCGCUAAUCCUUACCUCACGACUCCUAAGUUUUCUAGGCUGAGUUUGGCUUCACCUGAUGUCGUAAUGCCAGUAUCGGCGAAAGAGAGAAGAAGAAGCAUGGCUUCGGCAUCGGUAGAUGGGCACACCAAAGUUUCAUCAGCAACCUUUGACACAGACAGGAAGGCAACGGUGUCAAGACGCAGGUCCAUUGUUUCUAUGUUUUCCAAGUCCCCGAAUGUCUCCGUUCCUUCACCCCCUCCGGUACCGCCGACUUCUACGCGUUCCGCACCUAGCAUCCGUUCAUCCCGAAGCUUACGCUCAUUGCGGAGCUUUCGCAGUAGACGGUCCACUUCUACCUCUACCUCCGAGUGUGACGUUAUCGCUGAAAUCCAAGAUGAAUUUGGUACAAUCAAGGAGGCAGACGUAGUCUCGGUAUCGGAGUCAGAUUCCGUCUCAUCUAGCCCUUCACUACCAACACCAGCUUCUUCGACCAAGUCGGACGUAGAUCACACUGAUCCUAUCAUUGAAAAACCGCUUACACCUGUAGUCCCUCGACGCACAUCUUCACUCCCUCGAUUGUCGACUAUCAUGAAGAGAGCCAGGUCACAAUCCGGGGGUUCGCCGAAGAAUAGGCCUCGCACCUCUCUCGAAGACGGAAGGGUGGCUGCAGAUGCCGCAGCUCAUUCGCCUCAUGCCGGGCCUCCUCUUCCUCUCGGCUUCCUUCUUGAAUCGGUGCCUGUGGAGCGUCUUGUAGCGUCGUCAUCCCAAGUCUUAGAACAUGUUGUCGCCCCGGUGCCACGAUCAAAACAUAUGAAAGGACUCUCAUUCCUGUCGUUCACGUCAUCCGAGGAUCAGCAUGAAUACCCUGUCCCUGAGAGUGGCACCAGUUUGACCACUGAGUUGGUUCGCCAGACGCCUACGCCACCCACUCCAACGACGCCAAAGCCUACCAUCAGAAAGCAACCAGUGCCUCCCCCUGUCAUUCCUAUUCCUUCAAUACCGACUUCGCAAUCUCGAUCCUCGAUUUCCCCUGCGUCCUCAACUGGUGCGCGCUUACGUGCUUUGACCCCUUCGCCCACCUUCACAGAAGGCAGUUAUAUAAGUACUCCCCUUGCAAUGCCGGCUAAUCUCAGUCCAAUAGCUUGUCCUCCGUCCUUCCUUGCGGCUCGUCCAGUCGUAAAGAGCAAGUCCCACAGCUUCCUUGCCAUAGAUGCGGAUGAGACCACCCUUGGACAUUCCCUCUCUGCUCCAAGUUCUCCGGUCAAUCAUCGUCCAUCCUCAUGGGUCGUAUCUUCUGAUAUCGCCACACGUCCAUCUUUACGUUCAUCUUCCUCCUUCAUGUCUAGCUCGCCACCUACUUCGCCUACUCGGUCCCCGUCCACACAAGGUCGCAAGUCGAGGACAAAGGCGCUCUUACUCCUCGGUAUUGGAGACCACCCACCAAUGCAAGGUGGGCAUAAUGCGCCUCCUCCGAUUUCGAUGCCGCCAAUCCGAUCAAAAUCGAAUACCAACAUCUCAAGCCCAACAAGUAGCAGUGGUGUAAAGCGAUUAUGGCGCGCCCUGACUUUGAGAAAGACUAGCUCUGGCUUCGGCGUAUAGUUUGGCAAUCUACCAGAAUCUACCAUCUCACUCUGAGUUUCAUCACAUCAGGACUAAAACUUUAAUUGCUCUUUGUAUACCGUCUUGGGUGCGGAUCACACUACAUACACUCUUGAUGAUACCGUUUCUUCUUCUGAUAUAUACC